Messenger RNA from Dictyostelium purpureum, 186 nucleotides. RefSeq lists its product as uncharacterized. The record is from RefSeq and is a predicted model, not a curated record. The annotation marks the transcript as partial. NCBI's taxonomy places the organism in Eukaryota, Evosea, Eumycetozoa, Dictyosteliales, Dictyosteliaceae. The transcript has 2 exons.
AGGUCACAAGUCGAACUCAAAAAUUGCAAAAAAAUUAGAGUGCAUAAAUCAAAAGUAGCAAAAACAUUAGAAAAGGUAGAACAAACAGGCACAAUCAAUGACCGUAAAAACGAAUAUCAAGAUGGUAAUACUAAACUUACUGACCGUAUAAAGCGUUACAAUAAACCAGGUGGAAAUGAUCAAUAG